AACCACUGCUAGAAGCAGAAGUGAAAAGCAGGCGGAAGUGAAAGCAGAGCCCAGAGCUGCUUCCCAGGCAGUUCCCCUCUGCAGAGCGCCUGGGAGCAGCCAGCAGCACGGCCAUGGAGCCCCUCUCCUUCCAGGAAUACAUCUGCUCCCUGGACCCCGCCACCCUGCCCCGUAUCCUCAGGAUUUGCUCCGGUGUCUAUUUCCAAGGGUCCGUGUACGAGGUCUCAGGCAACGAAUGCUGCUUGUCGACGGGUGACCUGCUGAAAGUCAUGGCUGUGGCACUGCAGAAGGUCAUCUGUGAGGACACAGCAACAGGGCAGACAACAGAGCUGCCACUGACAUUUAAGGGUCUUUUCCAGCCUGCCCCAGCACCGGGACCGUGCCCAACACUGCAGCAACCGUUCCUGGAGAGUGGCAGGCAGCAGGGCCUGAUGCUGCAACAGGUGCUGGGACAGUGGGAUGGGCAGCCACAGCUCCUGCUGUGCCCCACCAUCAGCCCCCAUGCCCUGCUCCUGCACCCCGUCUAUGAGGUGCACGCUGUCAUGCACUUGCGCCGGGAUGUGGUGAAGAUCCCCUCCACGCUGGAGGUAGAUGUGGAGGAUGUCACGGAGGAGGCGCAGCAUAUCCACUUUGCCCGGCCACUGCUGCUGAGCGAGGUUCUGGGGAUGGAGGAGAUGCUGCCGGUCCAGGCCGAGAUCCUGGAGGGUCCGGCCGGCCCCGCCAUCUUCAAGAGCACCUGGGUGCCGCGGCUGCAGCGGGGCCAGUGGCUGCAGCUCCACAGCCGCUCCCACACUUGGCGGGUCCUGGCCUCAGCCCCUGGCAGCGGCCGCCAUUUCCUCCUAUCCAGCGCCUACCAGGGCCGGUUCCGCUGGCGGCCCCGCCAGUUUUCAGGGGUGCAGGAGUUGGCGGCCAACCUGCAGCCCGGCCGGCGGCUGCGCGUGGUGGUGACGCAGGACUGCGAGCGCCAGGGGGACGACAUGCCCCCGCUCGGCGUGGGCGACCGGCUGGAGGCCCUGGGGCUGCAGGGGAACGGCCCUGACACCCGGCUGCUCUGCCACCGCCAGGAGGAGGAGGAGGAGGAAGGUGAGGAGAUGCUGCUGCCACUGGACCUCGGAGGCAGCUUUGUGGAGGAGGUGUGUGACAGCAAGAAGUACAGGCUGGAGGAGCUGCUGGAGAGGCAGACACUGCCCUGCGAGGUCCGGGUGGUGGCCCCUGACCCAGGGCUGGACCGGGAUGUGCUGGGCACCCUGCCCGCCCUGCGGCUGGAAGCCCGCCUGGACCAGCCCUUCCUGGUGGGCAGCUUCUGCGAGGAGCCAGACAAGGGCUUCGAGAUCCUGCCGCAGUGGCUGGACUUCUCCAUCCUGCCGAGCGAGGGGCCCAUCCACCCCCCGGCCCCCUGCACCCGCCGCUCCCGGGUGGAGGAGCUGACCGAGGCUUUCUACUACCAGCUGCUGGCCCAGCUGCCCGGCGGCCUGGCCCCGCCACCCCCGCGGCCCCCCAAGCCAGCGCAGGCAGGGACGGGCCCUGGGGGAAGGCACCCCUCAGCCUCCAGAUCCCCGGUCCCCAGCGCCCCACUGGCGAGAGCCCACCUGACUCCUCCACUGCCGCCGCUCCCAGCCGUGCCCCGGCCGAGCACCCCCAGCCAGUAUGGGCAGCGGAGCCCCCCCGGGGAUGCAGGUGAGGCCCCCGGCGCCUCCCAGGCCCCAGCCCCGCCACAGGGUUCAGCCUGGAGAUGCCCUGCCCUGGCAGAAGGACGGGGCCCCACAGCAGCAUCAGCAGGUCGUGCUUAACCGAGGAGCCCUGCCGGCCACCACCUCCCCGGGGCUGUCCUCAUGGGGAUCCAGGGCAGGGAUGCUCAGCUGGGAAUGACUGCGCUGCAGCCAGCCGGGCCCCCACAGAGGCUGCACCUCCCCAUCCCCUUGCCCCAUGUGCCAAGGGACCUAUGAGGAAUUGCCCCAUUCCCACGUCCCGCAUGCUGGGGGGACCCACCAGGGGCUGCCCCAUCCCUUCAUCCCACACAUUGCAGGGAACCUAUGGGGGUAGCUGCCCCAUUUCCUUGUCCCACAUAUGGGGGGCACAUGGGGGAGGCCACCCCAGUCCCUUGUCCCACAUGGUGGGAAGCAAGGCUUGACCUCAAGGGUGAUGGCAUGGUGAACACUGCUGACCAGCCCUUGGCCUCCACCUGCCAUCGAACGAGGCACCUUCCUCCCCCCCUCCCCCCCCAAUCGCAGGGGACCUGUGGCCCCAGAGGCUGGUGUCUGUGGUGGCAGAGGCCCUUCUCCUCCCACACCCUCAGUCCCCACCACCGUGUCUGGGGUGCAGCUCAGACUGCAGAGGUGGGGAGAGCAGGUCAGGCAUCCCCUGGGGGGUUUCUGCUGCAGCCCGUCACGGUGCAUCUCCGCAGGCUGUGCUCUCUCUUCCCUUCCAGGCAUGG
Messenger RNA from Phalacrocorax carbo (great cormorant), 2434 nucleotides. The record is from RefSeq and is a predicted model, not a curated record. NCBI's taxonomy places the organism in Eukaryota, Metazoa, Chordata, Aves, Suliformes, Phalacrocoracidae.